GACUCACCUGUUUAAGGUGGUCCGCUGAAAUGACAUCACCGGAGCUCCACCUCAUUUCAGACCAGUGCUCCGAUGAAUAUCAGGGUGUGUUGUUGUCAGAUCAAGGUAUCCACAAAGUACAGCAAUUAUUGGACAACCGUAGCAACAAGAAAAAAAGUCCUCAGAUCCCAGCAAAGGAAUAGACGACAGCUUCGAGUGACUAUUGACACUAUAUAACUUUGUUUAAACUUGAAUUGUGCGAGGGAGUUGACGAGUUCGGAACCCUACUUUGGAGGGGUUUUUUUGUGGUUAAGAAUUUUUUUCUUUAAGAAUUGGACUUUGGUUUUAGCUUUCUGAAAAGAGUUUCUGCUAAGAAACGAUAUAAAGUCAUCAUGAGUGCCGUGCAUGAAGGCGUAUUUUUGUCUGCUCUCCAGCCCAAUACUUCUGUAUCCAGCUAUGCGCUGCCCUCUGAGAUGCAUCUUGGACACGGGGCCAGUGGCUACGACCAGAUCUCAAAAAGCCAGCGUGUGCAGGACCAAGUGCGAAUGCGGAUGAUCCAAAACAGACAGAGCGGCUCAACCACAGUCCCCAGGGCUAAUGGCAGUGUCCAGAACAGCGCGUCUUCAGAAUACAGAAUGUCUUCCGGAAUGAAGUAUGCCACAGUAAACCCUGCAUUCAGCUCCAAGUCUCACAUGUACUCCAUGGAGAGGAAAGUCGCAGGGCCGCCGGUGUCUCAGUACGGAACAGCCCGGGCCAGUGGCUGGAGCUCACGCUCUGCCGUGGAAAUUGGUCCCAACAGGAAGAUGAGCCUGGGAGGGAGAGGAGGAGGAGGAGGAGGAGGAGGAGGAGGAGGAGUGGGCAGCAGCAUCUACAGUCGAGGGAGGGAUGACAUGGGCUACGGCUACCAGACCAGCCAAUCCACCAUGCGCAGCGUGAGCAGGGCCCAGCGAGACUUCGACAUCAUGUCCAUGCGCUCCAUGCAAGUGAACAACUCGCCUGUCCAGAUCCAGCCUUGGGUGGACGAUGGUGAGGGCAGCAUGAUCUCCGAUCACUACGCGGGGGGAGAUGGCUACGGGUACUCCCAGGUCCGGACGGUGUCCAGCAACGCCGGGGGCAGCGCGAUGGGCACCAUGAGGAGGACGCUCAGUGGGACCCUGGCCAGCAGGAGUGGGGACUGGCAGGAGGAGGAUCAGCUGUACGUGAACAACGUGAAGCCCCGAGGUCCGGCCGUGCGCACCCUGAGCCGUCUGAACCAGAACGCUAGCCGGCAAAACAGAAUGAGCAUGGGCUCCGUUUCCGGGAGCAGCACCAUACAGCAGCAGAAAAUGGGUGGGGGAAACUACGUCCAGUGCUCAAACGGGUCCUAUGGCAGUCUGCCGAUUACCAGGGCCAUGUCCACCAUGAGUCUGAAGAGCAUGACAAAGGGAAUGGACACCUUCGAUGGGCAGGAGCACAUCAGUGUUGGAGGGAAAAUAAAUGACGGGUUCAGUGAUAUUGACAUGCACUCUGCUGUUGAAUACCUGGUUGCCUCUGACCCAGCACUGCAAGUUUUGGGAGCUGCAUAUAUCCAGCAUGAAUGUUAUAACAGCACUGAUGCCAAAAAUCAGGCGCACUCCCUGAAGGCUAUCCCACGCCUGGUGAAGCUGUUCAACUACCCGAACCAGGAAGUGCAGCGCUACGCCACGGGGGCCAUGCGCAACCUCAUCUACGACAACAUGCAGAAUAAGACAGCGCUCAUCGCGGAGAGCGGCAUCCCACAGCUCAUAGAGGCCCUGCGUGAGCCCGACGACGAGCUGCGCAAGAACGUCACGGGGAUCCUCUGGAAUCUGUCCUCCAAGGACAAUCUGAAGGACAAGCUGGCCAGCGAGACCCUGUCUGAGCUGACGGAGCGUGUCCUGGUGCCCCUGUCUCAGUCUGACAAUCAGCAGAGUGCCUCUGAGUCUGAGAUCUUCUACAACACCACUGGCUGCCUCAGAAAUUUGAGCUCAGUGAACGAGAAGGUUCGCCAGCAGAUGCGGGAGUGCAGAGGGCUGGUGGACUCCCUGGUCAGCUACAUCCAGCGCUCUGUGGAGACUGGCAAGGCAGAGGACAAGGGCGUGGAGAAUGCGGUGUGCACCCUGCGCAAUCUCUCUUUUCAGCUCUACACGGAGAUCCCACCCUCGGCGUCCAUGCGUCUGGAGGGACCGUCUCGCAGACAGGACGAGGGGCCGGGUGACGUCAUCGGCUGUUUCACCCCCCAGAGCAAGAAAACCAAAAAGAAGCAGGUCAAUGACCAGCUGACGUUCUCCGAGGUGGCCAAAGACCCCAAGGGCAUGGAGUGGCUGUGGCACCCCCAGAUUGUGAGCGUGUACAACAGAGUGCUGCAGCGCUGUGAGAUCAACAGCAGCACACGUGAGGCAGCCGCUGGGGCACUGCAGAACAUCACGGCCGGGGACAAGAGGUGGGCUGCUGUGCUGAGUCGAGUAGCCAUGGAACAAGAAAGGAUCCUGCCGACCAUCCUGGACAAUCUGAGAACGAACAACGACCAGGAGCUGCGUUCACUGACCGGCUUCUUACGCAACCUGUCCCGCUACGCCCGCAACAAAGAUGACAUGGCAACGAAGGUAGUGAACAACCUGCUGCUCAAGCUGCCUAGCGACAGCAGCCAGACGGAACCCUCCAGUGAUGUCAUCAUCAACAUCUGCGGCGUUCUCAACAAUCUGGUGAUGGGGAGCUCGGUGGCGGCCCGGGACAUUGCCUUCUUCGACGGGCUGCAGAAACUCGUGCCGAUCAAGAACAACCGGAACAGUGCCUCCAGAGAGAAGGCAGCUAAGGCAGCCAUGACUGUCCUGGGAAACAUGUACCACUACAACAAACUGCACCGCGACUACAAACUGAAAGGAUUUAGGAAAGAGGACUUUAUCGAUACCAGCAUCUGAAUUUUUUUUUUCCUCUUAUUUUAUUACUUUUUGUGCUCAGACUACUGGAUGACAACAGACAUUGUUUUUUUUUAGAUACAGAGCUUGCACUCCAAUCCUUCUCCUCUUUUAUAAGAAAAAAAUGGAAAGAAUAAAAAGAAAAACAGAAAACUGCCUCUAAUGCUUUCUAAUAUAUAGAGAACGCUUUGUGUGUGAUCUGUGAGGGACCAGCACAAUGUACUGUACUUCUACAUGAGAAACACCAGCAUGGUUUCAUUGGAGAGCAUCAGACUUCUACAAGCACUGGAAAAACCUGCUUCUGAGACCCCAGCACAGCUCCGAAACAGCCGCUAAAGAUUCAGCUCCACCAUCCAUCACCCAGUCAGGCCCCAACAAGGCUAUGCAUUCAUAGUUUAUGUCUGAAUGAAGUUUUAUUAUUGCAGUAUGGCUAAUAUUUCAUCCCAUGUACCACCUCCCAUUCACUUUGUUUUCUUUCAUUGGAAUGUUUAAUUUAGACACAGUGCCACUGAGUGGCAGAAUGUUGUAACUGAAGAGGAUCUUAAAGGGGAAGUCAAAUAAGAAUCUGACAACAAUUCAUGAAAAUUGAUCUGUUCUGUUACACAUUAGGUAGGCAGGCAGGUUUUGGAGAAUAAAAACCAUUAUUAUAUAGAAAUUUAUAUAAUGUAGAUAUAUAAUGUACACAGAAGCUUUAGUUUAGGUCCAGUGGUACCCAUAGACCAGGAUAUAUAGAUCACAGACAGGAUUGGAGAUGCUUGUUCUUGGACAAGAACUUUCAGGACAGACUUUGUGUUAAACUCUGAGUGCUGACCAAUCAGACAGGCUUGGAAUAAACAUCCUUCCCAGAUUCCAGCUCUCAUAAAAUGUCACAUAAACUGGAUCUGUGUCUGCUGUGCUCUGUGCUGAUUCCUGCUGAUAAUCUGAAAUGUGCUGUAAUUGUAAAACUAUUCCAUUGUGGUUUUUUUUUUGUAUGACAGAAUUUAUUGUGUAUGUUCAGGUGUUUUGAUUAAGGUAAUGGAGAAGUUUAAACCAGGGAUUUUUACUUGGAGGUAAAUAUUUCUGUUCAGAGAAUAAGCUGUCUCAUAUCUGGGUGUCUAAGAAUGUAUAAUGGGGGUGCCUUAUAUCAGUAGAGAAUUAGUACCUUAACACUUAAAUCAAUUGUCAGGAUUUCAAGUGCAAUUACAAAUAACAUUAUAUUAAAACCUAGCAUUCAUUGAUUGUGAAUAGGCUUUGCAAAGUGGAUGUGUGUUGCGAAUGUACAGAAUCCUCUGUUGAGGGAUUUGAGAAUCAAACAGGUGCUUCAUUUGAAUCCCCAUUCUCAAAACUUUAAGAAUUUUUUUAAGGAUUUUUUUUUAUCAACAUUCUAUGAGUGCUUCGAAAUCUGAGAAUGAACUCUAACCUUCCCUUAAACAGCUGAAAAAUGUUUAACAAACUGCAAUCUUGUUUUGAUUGCUUUAAACUGGUCCUUAAAAAAAAAAAAAAAAAAAAAAAAAAAACAUUCUUUAAGUGUUUGUGAAUUGGGUCAACUGAGUCAGAUUCACAAAGCUUUGAAGAGAGUUUUAAAUUGUACUGUUUUAAUUAAAUAAAUAGUUUGAUAUUCAUGAACCUGUAGGAGGCUCAUGUUGACUGAUUAGCAACAAUCUUAUAAAUUUUAUGAAAACCCAAUUUGAUGUAAUCAAAACACUUAAAAGAAAAGGGGCUGAAUUCUCAAAGCUCUUGACUGCAAAUCCUCAUUUGCAAUUUUAUUUUCAGAGAUGAGAAAAGUUACCAAACCAUAUGUAAACAACUCAGGCUUUUAACUUAAGAACUUGUAAGUUGUUUCUUACUUGUUUUAAAAUGGUGUUUGUUUGUUUUUUUUCAGAUAAAAAUUGUGCUAAUGAUGAUUUGGAGUAAAUAUCUUAGAGAAGCCAUCUCAAAGCUCAUACUGUAGCUUUGUGAGUUGGGCCCACGAGCACUUAAAAUUAAGUCUCAUUUGUGUUCCGCUCAACAGAAUAAUUAGUUUGCAAUAUUAAAUUGAUUGUGUUUUAUUCUUGUAUAUAUUGAGCAGUGUACAGUUCGGGACAGCUCUAGGUUUGUGCUACUGAAACAGGUCCUUUAGAACAAGAAGAUUCUGUCUUACGUAAAACAUGGUUUCUUUUACUGGCACUGAUAUUGAACAUGUUAUGAAUGUUUGAAUGCUUGGAAUAAUGAACUCUAUAUACAGUGACUAAUAGACACAUCAUUACAGAGCGGUCGCUAUGUAACUACCUGUGUACUGUGCAUGUUAUUGGCAAUGCCCUUUGUGAUUUCACUGUAAUUAAUGCCAUUUGAAGUGUUAUCACAAAACUGUUUGCUAACGCAUACAUACUGCACAGGUCAAACCAGGAACUCAAUGGAAGAGAUGAUAUUUAAACUGAAGUGCCUUUAUAUUAUAAUGACCUUUUUCAUGCUGUUAUGCAACAGUGUGUGGAUUGCAUGAAUUGCCCUUUAAAUGUAUUCAGAGGGUCCUCUAUGCUGUAUAACUACUUGCAUAGCUGUUUGCAUUGUUCACAUAAAACUACAGCGUUUCUGCAGUGUGUGUUGAGUAUCACACUAGCAAUGGAAAGUGCUAUGCUGCUUGAUUUGUACUGCUUUCAAUAAACGGGUUUGGAGGAGA
Molecule: messenger RNA, 5529 nt
Organism: Acipenser ruthenus (sterlet)
Lineage: Eukaryota; Metazoa; Chordata; Actinopteri; Acipenseriformes; Acipenseridae
Product: plakophilin-3-like
Exons: 13
Coding region: 372-2897 (841 amino acids)
Biological process (GO): cell-cell junction assembly; cell-cell adhesion
Cellular component (GO): adherens junction; nucleus; cytoplasm
Molecular function (GO): cadherin binding
Source: RefSeq, a predicted model, not a curated record